This is a messenger RNA of Pundamilia nyererei, 1159 nucleotides long. RefSeq names its product transmembrane protein 205 (gene tmem205). The coding region runs from base 167 to 733 and encodes 188 amino acids. The transcript has 4 exons. NCBI's taxonomy places the organism in Eukaryota, Metazoa, Chordata, Actinopteri, Cichliformes, Cichlidae. The record is from RefSeq and is a predicted model, not a curated record.
CCAUUGGCUCGUCUUCGGUGGAGGGGCGGGACCUGCAGGCAAGAUAAGUAGACAGAGGAAGCGCCUGAUGACCCGCUGAAACUUGGAGUCCAUUGACGUUAUUAGUUGGUCCUUUUCAUUCGGAAUAACGCAGAGGAAAGGAAAACAGCUAAGUGCAGGUGACACCAUGGUGACAGAGGGGGAGCCAACAGAUUUUGUUAAAGUGUUGCACCUCAUGGUUCUCUCUUUCACCUGGGGCAUGCAGCUUUGGGUUUCCUUCAUUGCAGGCUUUGUGUUGAUUCGGCAGGUAACUCGGCACACCUUCGGCCUGGUGCAGAGUAAGCUUUUCCCAGUGUACUUCUACUGCGUGCUUGGAAGUAACUUUGUCAGCCUGGCUGUGUAUGCUGUGUACCAUCCCAGAGAGUUGCUGGACUGGCAUGAAAGUGUACAGAUGCUUCUGUUCUUCGUGGCGCUGAUCACUGCAGGUCUGAACGCCCAGUGGUUUGGCCCAGAGACCACUGAGUUGAUGUUCUUGAUGAGGGAGAUAGAGAAGGAGCACAACCUCGGGGAAGAGAUCGGCCUGGGCAGCCAGAAAGAGGCUUACGCCAAGCUCAAAGAACAGGAUCCCAAGUACAAAGCCUACAGGAGCAAGUUUGGCAGUUACCAUGGGUUGUCCAGCCUCUGCAACCUGAUAGGAUUCCUCUGCACCACAACUAAUUUGGUCUACACAGCUUUGAAUUUAGCCACCAUUUAAAGACAAUGUUUUAGUUAUUAAAGAACCAAAAUGCCGUGCACACUUUUGUACUUUGUUAUCUAACAGUGUUUCUGGUUCAGAACACUGAUAAAUGUGCAGGAUUUGUUGGUUCUUUUAUCACUUUAUGAUACAGUAGGAUUAGGACACACACUCAUACGACUUGGAUUGGAAGUACUUUAGUUUACAAAAAUCAUUUUGCCAACUGUUUCUCUAUCAUAUCAGUGUUGAAUAUGAAGUGUGAAUCAUAAAUAGCAGUAUAUGUGACAUUUUGCAAAUGUAAUUACAGAGAAUUCUGCAUCACUUUAUCUGCCCCAAGUGUCCUUAUGUGCAAGAACUAUCUCCAGUGAGCAUGCAGAACUCAUCAUGUGCUGUUCACUGCUGUCAGUUAAGCACUCUUAACCUUUUUGAUUACAAAAUGGGUUUUUU